This is a messenger RNA of Xyrauchen texanus (razorback sucker), 2862 nucleotides long. Its product is annotated as dual specificity testis-specific protein kinase 2-like. The record is from RefSeq and is a predicted model, not a curated record. Lineage: Eukaryota; Metazoa; Chordata; Actinopteri; Cypriniformes; Catostomidae. Gene Ontology annotation, cellular component: nucleus; cytoplasm. Bases 514 to 2517 code for a protein of 667 amino acids. The transcript has 11 exons. Gene Ontology annotation, biological process: protein phosphorylation; actin cytoskeleton organization; positive regulation of stress fiber assembly. Gene Ontology annotation, molecular function: protein serine/threonine kinase activity; ATP binding.
ACAGAUGCCAAUCGGGGCUACCCAUUUGCUCGUUUAUAACAUAAAACACGUGGAAAUCUGAGGCAUUCCUAUAAUUUCAUGAUUUUUACAAGAUGGCAAUAACUAGAUGGCGGUGAAGCGAAGACUUCAUAAGUUUGAUACCUGUAGUGCAGCUCCCCGCAGGAAACUGAAAUGAAGCCAGAAAUCGGUAUGAAGGAAGCGGCUCAAGAGACCUGAAGAUCUGUGCAACAUAGGUCACGGUUUUUAGGAGACGUUGUUUGCAGCGCGAGGCCCGUCUGACACGCACAGCCGCAUUCGGCACAUGCCGGAGUUCAAUAAACCGCGCUUAACGGGCGCCGGACGCUCUGCGGGGAUUGCGUUCUGCCUGCCUUAACUUGAUCAAAAGGACAAUUUCUUGACAGACAAUUACACAGACCUUGAGACUACAUGUCACUGUCGCGUGAGUGUCAGAGAUAUGUAAACGCUCGUGUUGGAAUUUAGAGUGCGCGAGGAAUUUUAUCCGGGACCACCGUAAUGGACCACGAUGACCUGGAUGCGGAGGCUUCGGAUUCCACCGUGCACGGGAUUCACGGGGCGCACCGGCCCAGGCCCUCCUCUUACCGGGCGCUGCGCAGCGCCGUGUCCAGCCUGGCACGAAUAGAUGACUUUAUCUGCGAGAAGAUCGGCUCAGGUUUCUUCUCGGAGGUGUUCAAGGUGCAGCAUCGUAUCACAGGACAGGUGAUGGCUCUUAAGAUGAACACUAUGGCCAGUAACCGAGCCAACAUGCUGAAGGAGGUUCAGCUGAUGAACCGCCUCCGACAUCCCAACAUACUCAGGUUUGUAGGAGUGUGUGUGCAUGAGGGACAUCUCCAUGCUCUAACAGAGUACAUUAAUGGUGGUAACCUGGAGCAGCUGUUGAACAGUGAUGUGUUCCUCACCUGGUCUUUGAGAAUAAGCCUCAGUAUGGACAUUGCCAGAGGACUGCAGUACCUCCACAGCAAGGGCAUAUUCCACAGAGACCUCACAUCAAAGAACUGUCUGGUUUGCUGGGAGAAUGGGCACUGUAGUGCGGUGGUGGGGGACUUUGGUCUGGCAGAGAAAAUUCCUGAUCACAGUAUUGAGGUGGACAAACAGACCUUGGCUGUAGUUGGCUCCCCCUACUGGAUGGCUCCGGAAGUGCUUAGAGGAGAACUCUAUGAUGAAAAGGUGGAUGUAUUUGCCUAUGGUAUCAUUCUGUGUGAGAUUAUUGGCCGGAUUCAGGCAGAUCCCGACUACCUGCCAAGGACAGAGGACUUCGGUCUGGAUGUGGAGGCCUUUCAGCAUAUGGUGGGAGACUGUCCUCCCAAUUUCUUCAACCUCGCUGUCAUCUGCUGCAAUAUGAAUCCAGAGAGUCGGCCCUCAUUCACAGAGGUGGUCACAGAGCUGGAGAAAAGAGUGAGUGAUCAGCAUGAAUAUAUGGAGCCUGAUGUUCAGGACCUGUUGUCCCAAAUCACAGCAUCUUCCAGUGGAAAGCAUUCUCUAGACAUUCCUGCCGACACCCGUCUCUGUCGCAGCAAGUCAGAUAUGCUUCCCCCUCCCCUGACACAGGCCACACCAAUGCGCGUCAACCCUUUCUCCCAGCGCCAAGACCUCAACGGGGGCCGCAUCAAGCUCUUCGACACCCCCAGCAAGUCUGUAAUUUCCCUCACUUUCACUCUCCCCCCGCCCCCUGAUCCCUGCAGCCCCACCUCCAGUGUCAAGACCCCACCCUCUUUCCAUAGACGUACCCAAUCACUGCCCUGCACACCAGAAGAUAUCCAGUCUUUACGCAGCAGUGGUGACAAUGACAAAAACAAGAAUAAAAAAAGUACUAUGGACACAGAUGUUUUGGAACUGAGUGCAAAUCAGUCAAAUCCAGUCAAUUGCAGUAUAUUGGACAUGGGGAGGGACAGUGUAUUGACCAUGAGCAAUGAGAGUAUUCUUGACUUGCCUUAUAACAGUGGGCUUGUUGAUACACCCACUGAGGACAUUAGGCAUUCAAACCCUGAGACGGACAAUGAGGAAGAGAAUCUUGAAGUUGUUGCUGAUGAUUCUGGCCUCCGGUUGGAUCUAGAGUUAAUGUCUGUCAACAGAUCUAGUUUAGAGGAGUCUAUGGACUGUACUAGCUCUCCUGAUACACCAGAUGGUGCUGUUCCUAUUUCACCCAUACCCUUCUCCAAUGGCUGGAGCUCUCCUGUCUCCAAUGGACCGCCCUCUUUGCCACCAUUGUUGGACAAAAACAACUGCACUACCAACCCUGUAACUCGAUCUGUAGGAUGGGGCUUUAACAGCUCCUACAGUGCCACAACCCCUCUUACUCCACCAGAACAGGAUGAGGUCAUGUCCUGUCCGGGAUGCUGCCUAGCAGGAAUGAGUUUCCCCUCCAUUUGUGCACGUGGACCUCGACAAAACCUUAACAAGAAAUUGAAUGGCGAUUCGGCGGGGAAAAGGCUUUUGUGCAAAGCGUUGCCACCCUCACCGACAGAUCCAAACAUUGCUCUGCCUGGCACUCGGACAUAAUGACAAUGACAUGUAUGAUAGCUGCAUGGGAUAUAGACUAUACCUUCAAACGGAUGCUACUGCUUAAUGUGUUGUCUUAACUAAAGCUGAAAAAUGUCAUUCUAGAGUUUAAAAAAUAAAAAAAAUGCUAUGGAUGAUUUGUUAGACUAGGUGGGUCAUUUGUAGCCUUCUGAUCCAAUUGAAAUGCCUUAGUCCUCUGAACUUGAACACUCCAUAGGCUUUACUGCCUUUCCAAUGACAUGUAUUGUCAAUAUUUUUAUUUGUAAAAUUAUUUGAAAAUUUAUGCUUUAAGAAUGGAAAAUAUGAUGUCAGAUGUAUUAUUUUAUUAAUGACAUUAAAUGAGAU